Molecule: messenger RNA, 1866 nt
Organism: Oryza brachyantha (malo sina)
Lineage: Eukaryota; Viridiplantae; Streptophyta; Magnoliopsida; Poales; Poaceae
Product: protein NUCLEAR FUSION DEFECTIVE 4-like
Exons: 3
Coding region: 70-1761 (563 amino acids)
Cellular component (GO): membrane
Source: RefSeq, a predicted model, not a curated record
UGCAAUAAAUGGCGAAAAAAAAAACAAACAAACAAGGAGCGCUUGCUUAGUUCGAUCGAUCAGGUCGUCAUGGCGAGCGGCGGCGGCGUGAGGGUGAAGGCCGGGACGCGGCCGCCGUGGGUGGGGCUGGCGGCGGCGGCGUGGGUGCAGAUGGCGGCGGGCAACGCGUACGCGUUCCCGCUCUACUCGCCGGCGCUCAAGUCGGCGCUCGGGUACACGCAGCAGCAGCUCGCCAUGCUCGGCGUCGCCAAGGACGCCGGCGAGAACUUCGGCGUCGUCGCCGGCGUGCUCUGCAACAGCUGCCCGCCCUGGGUCCUGCUGCUCGUCGGCGCGGCCUUCUGCUUCGUCGGCUACGGCGCGCUCUGGCUCGCCGUCGGCGGGGCCGUCGUCGCCAUGCCGUACUGGUUGCUAUGGAUUGUGGUCGCGAUCGCCACAAACAGCAGCGCGUGGUUCCUGACGGCGGUGCUGGUCACCAACAUGCGCAACUUCCCGCUCCGCCGCGGCGUCGUCGCCGGCCUCCUCAAGGGCUACAUCGCCGUCAGCGCCGCCCUCUUCACCCAGAUAUUCUCCGGCGUGCUCCACCGCUCGCCGACGGGCCUCCUCCUCCUCCUCGCCGCCGGCCUCCCCGCCGUGUGCCUCGCCACCAUGUACUUCGUCAGGCCCUGCACGCCCGCGCCGGCGCUCAUCGACGACGCCGUGCAGGUCGACGGCCAUUUCGCCUUCACCCAGGCCGUCAGCGUCGUCCUCGCCGCCUACCUCGUGGCGACAACCGUCGUCGGCAACGCCGUCAGGCUCCCCGACGCCACCGGCUACGCGCUCCUCGCCGUGACCGCGCUGCUGCUCCUCGCGCCGCUGGCCAUCCCGGUGAGGAUGACGCUGUUCAGGACCGGACCGCGUCGUCGUCGGCAGCAGCAGCAGGAGGAGGAGCCACUGCUAACCCCGCCGCCGGGUGACGACGCGGCGGCCGGCGACGAGGACUACCCCGACGAGGUUGGCGUGCCGCUGGCGGAGGGGGAGGGGGCGGUGAGGGCGAAGAGGCGGCGGCCGCGGAGAGGGGAGGACUUCGAGUUCGGCGAGGCGCUCGUCAAGGCGGACUUCUGGCUGCUGUUCGUCGGAUACUUCGUCGGAGUCGGCACCGGCGUCACCGUGCUGAACAAUCUUGCGCAGAUCGGCGUCGCCGCCGGUAUCGGUGACACCACCGUCUUGCUGUCUCUCUUCUCUCUUGGAAACUUCCUUGGCCGGCUUGGGGGAGGUGCAGUUUCAGAGAAAUUUGUCAGGUCGACACUGUUGGUUCCGAGGCCAAUAUGGAUGGCGCUGACGCAGACCGUCCUCGCCGUCGCCUACCUCAGCCUGGCCUACGCCCUCGGCGCCCCCGCCGUCGCGCACGCCUGCACCGCCGCCGUCGGCCUCUGCUACGGCGUGCAGUUCUCGGUGAUGAUCCCGACGGCCUCGGAGCUGUUCGGGCUCAGGAACUUCGGCCUCUUCUACAACCUCAUCUCCCUGGCGAACCCGCUCGGCGGGGCGCUCUUCUCCGGCGAGCUCGUCGGGCGCCUGUACGACGCCGAGGCCGAGCGGCAGUCCGGCGGCGGCUCGGAGUGCCUCGGCCCGGGCUGCUUCAGGGUCGCGUUCGUGGCGCUAGCCGGCGCGUGCGCGCUGGGGACGGCGGUGAGCCUAGUGCUGGCGGCGAGGAUACGGCCGGUGUACCGGGCGCUCUACUCCGGCGGGUCGUUCAGGUUGCCCAACGCCUCGCAGCAGCAUUGAGCCUUGCCAUUUAUUGGUUUUUUUGAUAAGAUGGAGGUUUGGUUGGUUUUGUGAAUAUGAGGACAUUAGUUUAGUUUUGUACUCACUCUGAUUUUUCUGCUUCAA